Molecule: messenger RNA, 1216 nt
Organism: Zeugodacus cucurbitae (melon fly)
Lineage: Eukaryota; Metazoa; Arthropoda; Insecta; Diptera; Tephritidae
Gene: Arfip
Product: arfaptin-2
Exons: 6
Coding region: 213-1175 (320 amino acids)
Biological process (GO): intracellular protein transport; regulation of Arp2/3 complex-mediated actin nucleation
Cellular component (GO): trans-Golgi network membrane
Molecular function (GO): protein domain specific binding; phospholipid binding
Source: RefSeq, a predicted model, not a curated record
AUUCACAGCAACACUGCCUAGCGACAGUUUCGUUACUCUGUCAUCGGUGGAAAAAAUUCAGGCGUCGUGGGUAAAAAUUUUCUUUGUAUGAAUAAGUUAAUUUAAAUUUUGUUAAAACAGCUAAAUUGGUUUUGCACCAUAGUGAAAACUAGUUUAAUAGAUUGCUGCACAUAACUUAUUGGAAACACGAAAAGCGCAUUCACUGCAACGAAAUGGCACAUUCGUUGCACACAGAACGUAGCAUACAUGAGAUGCUGAAAGACACACCGCCGAUGAACGAAAGUGGUAGUGCCAUACAUAGUGGAACUGAAGGCCGGCCUUUCAUGCCACCAAAUAGUCUACCACUGCAUAAUCAUUCAGCACCCGCUACACCGAUGACACAAACAAGUCCACAGAAUGGCAUGGACGCGGGUCUUCUGCGUACAGGAGCUUCAAAAAUUGACAGUAUAAAGAAUUGGAGCAUAUCAACUUACAAAUGUACUCGACAGAUAAUGUUAGAAAAGUUAGGUAAAUCCCAACGCACCGUUGACUCGGAAUUGGAAGCGCAGAUUGAACAAUUGCGAGAAACACAACGGAAAUAUUUAUCUAUUUUACGUCUGACGCGAGCUUUCAGCUCACAUUUUCAUCAUGUAGUUGUAACGCAACAUGCAUUGGCCGAAGCAUUUGCUGAUUUGGCACAGAAAAGUCCAGAACUACAAGAGGAAUUUACAUGUAACUCCGAAACGCAACGAAAUCUAACCAAAAAUGGUGAGUUGCUGCUGAGUGCUCUCAAUUUUUUCAUUUCAUCAGUGAAUACAUUGUGCAAUAAAACCAUCGACGAUACGUUACUCACAAUCAAGCAAUAUGAAAUAGCCAGAGUGGAGUUCGAUGCUUAUCGUAUGGAUUUAGAAAAUACAAAACCUGAAUUACCACAAAGUCCUGUGACAGAAGAAGCACAAAAGAACUUUUCCCAUCGUAAAGAACUUUAUGAAAAGUUACGAGCCGAUGUCGCUGUGAAAAUGCAGUUUCUGGACGAAAAUAGAAUUAAAGUGAUGCAUAAACAAUUGGUUUUACUGCACAAUGCAAUAGCUGCAUAUUUUUCGGGAAAUGCGGUUGCUCUAGAGAACACAAUGAAACAAUUUAACAUAAAAUUGAAGGCGCCCAAUGCCGCGACUGGAUCCUGGUUAGAGCAGUAGUAUUAUUAAAACCCCGUCCAUGUAAACAACCAACAUUACAU